CCUCAUUGCAAAACCCUAAUUUUACAACCCCUCAAAAUUAUUAUUGUUAUUUAUUUUUUCACAUCUGCCAUUUUUUUUUGAAUUUUUGCAAAAUCAAUUUCCGCAGUUUCUGUUUCCGCGCAGUAAGUUGCAGAAAUUGAAACUUGGCGGUGUUGGAGAAAUCAUGGCAGAGAGAUUCUUGUAGAUGUACUUUGUUUGUACUUUGAUGACCUUCCCGAACUCAAAGCCUGCUCUGAUUUCUAGAUUUACGAAGUUUCCGUAGCAAGUUUGAGCUGGCUUGUCUGGAUUGCUCUGGAAUCUAUGCUGUUGUGAAAUUAGAAAUUAUAGUUGAGAGUUGUUGUGCGUAUUUAAGUUUUUCGAAGCUUGAGCGUGAAUAGAUUUGAGCUCAUUAGUUAGGGUUUAAGAAUCUGGGGAGGGUUUUAGGUAUUUUACAGACAUCUGUUUGGGUUAGUGUAUGAAUGGAGGAAAAGGAAGGCAUAAACGGCGCCGGAAUCACAGUUAAAGGCGAAGAAGCUCCUCCGAGCUUCAGGGUGGAGCCAAGGGUUGAGAAUUCCAGCCAGUUCGGCGGAUCAACUGCUCCUCCGGUGACACCUGCGGCUCAGACAAGUGGCGAUGUGCGUACUUCGGAGAUGAAGAAAAAGAGAGGACGGCCGAGGAAGUACGCGACGGAUGGGGCUAUUGUGGCAUUGUCGCCUAUGCCUAUAUCGGCGUCGAUUCCGUUCACAGGUGAUUAUUCAUGGAAGCAAGGCGCCGCUCGGUCUGCUGAUUCUUCAAAGAAGAAGCAUAAAUUGGAUUUCGGGAGUGCAGGACAAAUGUCGGCAUACCCUACUGGUGGAAAUUUUACACCCCAUAUGAUAACUAUUAAUUCCGGAGAGGAUAUCAUGAUGAAGAUAAUAUCCUUUUCUCAACAAGGGUCUAGAGCCAUUUGCAUUUUAGCUGCAAAUGGAACUAUCUCAAAUGUGACAUUGCGUCAACCAAAUUCUUCUGGUGGUACUUUAACCUACGAGGGUCGUUUUGAAAUCCUCUCUCUCACUGGAUCAUUCAUGCCAAGUGAUAAUGGACAGACAAAAAGCAGGUCUGGUGGGAUGAGUGUCUCGCUGGCUGGCCCUGAUGGACGUGUCUUGGGGGGAGGACUAGCUGGCAUGCUAGUUGCAGCUGGCCCUGUUCAGGUUGUGAUUGGAAGCUUUGUUACCAGUCAACAACAGCCGGAGCCAAAGCCUAAGAAACCAAAAUACGAGCACACAAUAACAUUUGCUCCCAUCCCCUCAAACCCUCUUUCUGAAGAAAGAUACGAACCAACCUCCAGUACACCAAAGCCAAACUUGACCACACCCGCUACUUUUCACGAAGACAACUUGGCUUCUGUAAACACCACACUUGGCCCCAAAAUAGCAGAUGUUGAAAAUAACAUUUUGUUGCCGGAUGAGGAUCCUAGAGACCAGGGCCGCGGAUUAACUUGCUGAAUUCAUUAAGCUUCUCGUGUUUGUAUUUUAGCUGUGUUAUUUUUCCCUUUUCCUGUUGUAGAAGUUGUAGCCUCACUUCUGACCUGCCCCCUGCUUCAAGUCGCCGGAUGCUAUCCCACCUUGAUGAAGCGGCGCAUGACUUGUCCGUUCCAUCCAGUUUACUAAUUUCCUGCUCAGGUAUUUUAGAUUAGGAUUUGUUGUUAGAAUUCCUGGAUCUGUCACUCUUAUUCCAUUUCUCAAUUAUGUGUAACUUGCUGAUGUUUGAAACUCGAUGCGACAUUUCUAGUCAUAGUUUAAAGACUUGAAUUUUCCUUGGCAUAUUCGCGGUAAGUACAUUUUUCUUCGUGGUCCCGUAGACUUCCCUUUAAAGCCAUGAUAUUAGAAGCUUCACCUAAGUUCAUGCCUAUAGUUAUAUUUAUUUGUAUGAAAUUGAAGUCACCAUGUUUGUAGGCUG
Molecule: messenger RNA, 1917 nt
Organism: Andrographis paniculata
Lineage: Eukaryota; Viridiplantae; Streptophyta; Magnoliopsida; Lamiales; Acanthaceae
Product: AT-hook motif nuclear-localized protein 6
Exons: 5
Coding region: 459-1463 (334 amino acids)
Molecular function (GO): minor groove of adenine-thymine-rich DNA binding
Source: RefSeq, a predicted model, not a curated record